Plasmodium cynomolgi strain B is the source of this 6669-nucleotide messenger RNA. RefSeq lists its product as hypothetical. The coding region runs from base 3238 to 6669 and encodes 1143 amino acids. Gene Ontology annotation, molecular function: beta-tubulin binding; GTPase activator activity. The record is from RefSeq and is a predicted model, not a curated record. The transcript is spliced from 5 exons. Gene Ontology annotation, biological process: post-chaperonin tubulin folding pathway; tubulin complex assembly; microtubule cytoskeleton organization. Lineage: Eukaryota; Apicomplexa; Aconoidasida; Haemosporida; Plasmodiidae.
AUGGAAAACAAAAUAUCAUUCUUUCGCGAGUAUGAUAACGUCAAAGAGAAAGUAGAACUGGUAAGACGGUGCCUCAACCAGGAUGACGAUAACGAAGUGAUAAAAAAUUUCACCCUCAUUUUGGAAAAUUUAAAUUAUUUAAACAAUUGCCUGAAUAGCUAUAGGGAAGCCAAAACGGUGUUGGACCCGCACCUGAGUCUGCUGAAGCAGUUGGGGGGAGCAAAUGGAGGUCGUGAACAGAUAAGCAGGAGGGUAGCUUCUGGCGAAAGGGGACUUUCAUGUGAUGUGGGAGGUAGUAGCGAAGAGAGGGGAAAAAAGCAAACAGGUAGGAGUAACAACGGUGAGGAAAAGACGCGCAUUGAAUCAAACGGGGAAGUACAAAACAGCCACGGAAGUCACAUCGAAGGAGAAGAAAAGGAGGGGAGUAACAAAAUUUUAGAUGACACAAAGGAGGAGGAGGAUGAAGAAACCCUCCUGAAGAUGUACACAGUGAUAGAGGAGGUAUACAAAUACUACAACACACUGAUAUCCGUGAGGGGGGAAAAAAAAAUUAAAACUUUUUUUCCAUGUGACUCAUUCUGCUUAAGCAACAUAGUUGACUUAUUGCUCAAACUGAAGGAAAACGAAUUCGUUUUUAACCAUUUGACGAACUUUAAGUCGAAUAGAAUGGAUGAUGGCAACAACGCAUGGGUAAUUUUAUACAUCCUACUCAUAUGGCUGUCGUUCUGCAUGUACAUCCCGUUUAAGCUACUCUCCGUAAGUAGAAAUAUGCUACUUAAUAUUGAAGAAAUAUUUUACUACUACGUGGGGAAGAACGACAAAGCGAAGGAAGCAUGUUCUAUAUUGUAUGCACAGUUUUUAAGGAGGAAUGAUGUACAUCAUGAGAAAAUUUAUUUCACCAAGUUUAUCCUUUUUUCCAAAGAACUUAUGAUAAAAUUGGUGGAAAUAAACUCCCUGGCUGAGAAAAAGACACCACUUGAGGAUGACUUCUUUGUAGUGACCAAUUCAAACAUUGCUUCCUUCAACUGUUGCGUUAAAUUCAGCAAUUUAGUUUUAUGUGGAGUUUUACUAACUCAUAAAAGGUUGCUGAAAAGGGGUGAGAAAAGGCUGUUAAAAAAUUACGCGAAUUUUUAUAAUUUUUUUUUUAUUCAAAAUCAUGUCCAUUUGGACUUUACGCAAAUGUCCAAGUCGUUGAAGAUUCUUUGCCUCGGUUAUUACGCCUUGUUAUUUUUGGAGAAAACUACGGGAAUGGCGCUGCCAAGAGGGGGGGAAGCUAACAAUGGGGAGGGUGCUAACAAUGGGGAGGCUGCUAAUAAUGGGAAGGCUGCUAACAAUGGGACGUCUUUCCAGGGGGGAGGGUCCCCCUCACCACGUUGGAAGACACCAUCACGUGACGUUGGCCCAAGCGAACCUGUUCACUCCGAUCUGUUCGAUAAAUUCCCCCUAUUUUUAAACAUCAACGAGGUGUUCAGCAUGUACCAAAAGGAGACAAAGGAGGGGUGGAAUUUACAGCCUAAAAGAGAAGAACAAGUACUUCUCACAAAUGCAGAGAAAAAAUAUACCUGCGAAAAGGACAUACUACAAAUAUUGAACCUCCUGUUGUAUUAUUUUAACGACAGUAGUACCUACAUUCGGUGGUGCCUCUCCAAAAGCUUCGGAAACAUAUUAUCCCAUCUGAGCAUGCAAAACGUCCGUGUAAUAAUAGAAAAAUUUAACGAGCUAGCCAAAUAUAAUGAUUACAACAUUUGGUGCACCAUUAAUUACACCUUAUUUCAUUACCUCUUUGGAAAGACAAGCCUUUGCACAGAAAUUAUUAAUUUUCUUCUUCGGAAAAUUGUGGAAAGUUUGUACAUGAACAAAGAUAAAAUUUUGGGGAGCACGUUUGUUCUGUUGUAUAGUCUUUUGAAGUACAAUAAGUUUAUUCAAAUGUGUUAUGAGCAGAAUGAGAAGGGGAUCCGAUUUUUUUUCUUCCACUUAAUAUUCACCAAGUUGAUAGUACUGUCUUUGUUCGAGGAUAAUAUCAAUUUGAGGAAAUCUGCCAUGUCGCUUCUGCAAAUUUUUAUUGGGAAGUUUAACUUUUUUUACCAAUUUGAUGGGCACUCACUGGAUGGUACCUCUUCGGAGGCUUCUUCCCUCCACAACAGGGAGAUAUUCUUCAACGAUAUUGUGCACUUUGUGAGUUUGUUUUUUAGCGGCGAUGCGGUAAGUGCCUACUAUGAGGGGCUGCAGAAGGGGCGGUUGGGCGGCGCUGCGAAGGAAGGCGGCGUAACACAGGAGGAUGGCUGCGUAACACAGGAGGGGGGCGGUGCAGCACAGGAGGGUGGCUCCGUAACACAGGAGGAUGGCAGCGCUGCGAAGGAUGGCUGCGUAACACAGGAGGAUAGCAGCGCUGCGAAGGGAGGCGGCUUCCCAGAGACCCAAGCCCACGUGGGCACCAGAAAACUGCUGGAGGAAUCCAAAAAGGAUAUGUUCAACACGAAUAUUGACAUCCUGUCGACUUGCAACUUCAGCGAGCUCAUCAAUUUGAAAAAGUCUAUCAUCAUAAAAACAAAAGAUGUGUGCAAAUUCGUUUUGUACAAAUACCCAGUGAUUUUCCACUUAUAUUCCUUUAAGCUGUUUCACGAAAAUGUGAAUAUCAGAUUGCUGUCAGCAGAAUCGCUAGCUAAUCUGUCCUCCAACAAUGGAGACUACUUCAUAAAGGUGGUUCUUCCCUUUUUGGUGAAAAAAAGCUACGAAGAAAAUGUAUGGAUAAAGCAUGGAUCCAUCAUAUGCAUUUCGAAAAUAUUGUUAAAGUUGGAACAACAUAUCGAUGAAAAUUUACAAAACGAAAUAAAAAAAAUUAUCAUUUUUAACGAAAAAAAAAGAAUAUAUAAAUUUAAAAAGGGAGAAAUUCUAAGGCAUUCAAUAUGUCUACUCAUACAAAGUAUAUGUCAAUGUGAUUAUUUCUUGGUGAAGGAAAAAACACACUCAUUUUUUCUCGAUGUUUUACAAAAUAAUUUGUUCCAUUAUAAUGAAAUUAUACAAUAUGAAGCAUCCAAAAUUUUCUUCUACAUGCCCAUAUAUCUGUUAAAAAGAGAAAAAGCCAUUCAUUACCUAUACAAUAAUGUUCUUUUGAAAAUUGUAAAGGAGAAGGAUAAUUUCCUUCAUUUGAAGGGUUACUUCAUUCUCCUUUUAUUCGUUAGUGAAGAAAUAAUUCCUGACGUUUCUUCCGAUUUAAACUAUUUUAUUAUAUUUUAAAUGGACGAACUGGAUGUAAAAAAUAACAACCCUAUCCAGAAUGAUGCCUUUUUUUUUAAAAAAAUCAACUUUGAGAUAUACCCCAUUGAUUUUAAUAUGAAGAUAUUUUGCCUCCUUGCUUUGUUUAACAUAGUGGACAAAUUAAGGAGAAGGUACAUCUCCCAGUUUUUGUUCCUUUACGAGGAAUGCACUACCAGCUUUAGAGGACUCAUCAGGUCCAAAAAGGGAGGAAGUAAAGAAAAGAGGAGUGCCCGCCUUAACAGCUACGAAAGUAGCAUUCGGCACAGCUCUUCUUCCAACAUAAACAUGCCCCUUGAAGAGUCGGAUGGAGAAUCCUGGGCGUAUGACAGUCUCCACAAUGGCGUGUGUACAAAUGGGUACUCUGUCGAGGAACGCGAUGGUGGAGCCACGACUGCUGGGGAGAAAUGGCCUUCCUUCGGGGAUAACUCAACUAUCGAAAGUGACCGCGAAGUAGAUUCCACAAAGUUGAAGCCCCGAUGUGACACAAAGGUGGAAGUAACUCAUGACUUAGCGACGCAAAAGAAAAGGGAAAAACGAAGGAACACCUCCUUUUACAUGAAGCAAAAAGUCAAACUUGUUAAGAAGAAUAUAUCAUGGGAGGAGGUCAUAGAGGAAGGGAAAAAACAAAACAAGGACGUUUUUCCGUUAUCAUUAGACAUUAACAAAGUAGCAAAAGUAUUGAUUCUCUACUUGCAGGAAUAUGUGUACGAAAGUGACAUAGGCGAUUCGCACGUCUUCGUUAGGGAGAUAUGUCUAGGGCUGACUGCGUUCUUGUUAACGUCAUACCCGCUGUACUUUUUCAAGAGGAGUGAUAAAAUUGUGCAGAGGAGGAACAGGGGGAGGAAGACAGCACCUGAGGGAAGAGCUAAGGUAGACAUGGAACCGCAGCAAACGGGUGUGAACAACGAGCUAACCCCAGCUGUAGGAACAAACGGGGAGAACCGCACGAAGGAAGAAGAACCCACCCAGAAUUACUUCUACGAGCGGUUCGACUCGGAUGACAGUGGGGAGGAUCAAAGCAGCGAUUGGGAGGGGCAAAGCAGCAAUGGGAAGGGGCAAAGGAGCGAUUGGGAGGGCCAAAUCAGCAGUGGGGAGAGCCAACGCAGCAACGGGGAGGAACGCCAAAAGGAAAAGCAAAAGAGGGAGGUAACCCCCCACGCAGAGGCUGGGGAGGACCAAGUUGUCCUUAUGUACGUCCUAUUUGAGGUUAAAAAAAAAUACAUAAACAUACUAACCCAGUUGCUGCUAAAAUUAUUAUGCGAAAAAAAUAUCAGGACAAAUAAAAUGUGCUUAUUCCUUUUGAAUUAUCUGUACAAUUAUGCCACUUUUAAUUCCUGUGGAGAGAGGGAGACGUUCGAAUUCUCCAACGUUCUCAACAAAUACUGCCAUGAUUUCCCAUACGAACUUUACCUUAAAAAAAAAAUGGAUGACAAUGUUAGAAAAAGUAAGCGUAACAUUUAUCAAUACUUGAGCACAUCCCGGACGAACAUUUACAACGUCUUUGAUAAUGUAACGGUCCAUUUGUGUGAUUAUUACGAGCCGAUAUAUUUGAAGGGUCAUGGGGGAGCCCCCAGUGUGAGUUAUGCCAAUCGUUCGAAUGAUAAGAGGAUGAAAAGUCUCCCCGGGGGAACCAGCAACAAUCCCUGCACUUGCACAUACGAAGAAGAAAUCACCGCACUGUUCCUGAAUCGUCCAUACAAGUAUGGCCUCAUCAAGACCGUUUUUAACAAAAUUAAUAAUUUUAUUUAUUUGUACAACUACGCUUUGAAGUACACGAGCUUUUCCGUUUUCCACAAGAAUAAGUUUGCUUCUACGAGGAAGGGGCUUAUGCGCGGACAGGCCUGCUCGGGCGACAUCGGCGGAUACAACCCCGUUGGCAACGCCGCUCCAAGUGGCAACACCGCUGGAAGUGGUAACGCCGCUCCAGUUGGUAACGCCGCUCCAAGUGGUACCCCCCCCCGGAGAGACCUCCAAUUCGAGAACAUCCUCAUCAACAACGACUUCGUAGACGAUAUAAAUCUAAGCGAAAGUGAAGAAAAGGUAUCAGUUGAGGAGGAAAAUUUAAUAAAAGACGUCCAUUUCUUGCUAGACAAAACGAAAAAAAAUAUCAGCGUAAUUAAAUGCUUGGAGUAUAGCGAAUCGUAUCUGUACAGUCACAUUUUUUACCUGCUGUUCUUAAAUAAAUAUAAUUACUAUCUGAUUAGCGGUUUUUUUAACACCCUGUGUUACUACACCGCGCACACUGAGUAUAGCAAUUAUGCGUACACGAAUGUGAUGAAGAUGGGACGGGAGAAGUCUAUUGAAUUUUUAUUUUUCGAUUUCCUCGUCCGAUACAAAGAUGUGUAUACCUUUGGCUACAUCCGGGACGACGUACUGUUUCUGUACAUUAGAUACUACAGGAUGUUUUAUAUGGGGUGCGACUACGAGGAGGUCGGUGAGAUAAUCCGUGCGUUCAACGAGGGGAGGGCUGGGCGCAGAAGGCACAAAGGGGGUAAUGACCACAAGUGUAACAAUCAGUAUCACGAUAUGGAUACGGAUAAGCAUAAUGAUGGUGACACUCGGAGAGACCACACUGAAGGAACAGCUGCUAACAUAGAGCAAACUGCACGGGAACACCCACUUGCCCUGCACCUACACAACAUCAACUUAGGCGAAAUACUUUCACUCGAAAAAAGAGAAGACCAGUUUGACUUUUUAAAAAAUAUAUUUCAUGACUAUAACAUAUUCUUCGACAGAAAUGUAAUUUUUUUGACUGACGAAGAAUGCGGCGGGGGGGGGGGCACGAAAUGCAUAUUAAAAAGGGGAAAAAAAAAAAAAAAAAAAAAAAAGAGACAGGCAAAAAAACAAAAAAAAAAAAAAUAUCAAGACAAAAUUGAAUUAUUAGAAUAUGUGAACAUUUGCUUAAUUAAAAUUUUAUACUACUUGAAUAAUUUCAACUUAAUACAACUGGAGACAUUUUUAAAAAGUGUUAAUUCUUUUGUGAAGUUUUCCCUGAUGAAUAAUUUUGCGGCCUUUUGUUUUUUAAACUUCUUCCUUUCCACCUUCGAAAAAUACGGAACCUUUUCGCUCGUUCGAACGAUUUCGGAGUUGACAAUAAAUAUUUUCAUGUGUGCAACUCUGCACUUAAAUGUUAAGCGCCUGGCCUUCUUCCUGGUCCUGCACAUGCUCCUGCACAGAUACCCCAAGAUACGGGAAUGCACCAACGAGUACCUCUACGCGAACGUUAAUUUUAUUUCCCCAGACGAGGUAAGGAAUUACCUAUUUAGCAGCUACGAAGAUUUAGAAGAAAUAAUUUCCAUUCUGAUCAGCACGCAAUUUUCUGAGGCGCUUAAGGAUGGCAAACUUGCAACCCCAAUAAGGGAAGCGCUCAUCUUCACUUUUGUUAUAAUCAAAGUUGUAGUCGUCUUCUAG